AAACUCUUCUCACAUUCACAUUCACAUUCACAUUCCUCCUCUCUCUCAUUUCAUUUCAUCUUCACCAAACUCUCAUGGACUUCGAUUCCGCAGACAAACGAGAGAGUGUGGAGGAGACAGUGAUGAUGGAAUACGAUGAAGAAACCAAUCAAUUCGACGUUGAAUUUUGUCCGGUUGAGCAUCCUAUUGAACCGGAGGAAGAAGAUCGUCCGGUUAAAUGUCCCGUACCAAUAUCAUCUUCUCUCAUCCACAAACCAAAGGAGAAAUCGAAACCGGGGUGGGUUAAACACAGAGCCAGCAGCUACGAAACUCCGGUUUAUCCACCGCCACGUCAUCAUGUACGUAACGUACGAAAGAGACACAACUCGUUUGACGUGGAAGGGAACAACAAUUUCUUCACGAGAUCUCAUGAUGAUGACGAAACCACCUCUCGAAGAUCCAACGUCACGUUCUACCGAGUUCUUCAACAAGUUCAGGAGUUCGAGUCGUAACAAAAUAUCAAAUCUCUUUGAGAUGUUUAUGUUGGGGUAAUGUAGUAGUUCUAUGUAGUACCAAAGUUUCGGUAUACUUGUUAUUUAUAUUGUUAUUCGGUGAUAACCGGUCCGGUCAGAUUCGGUUAACAGCUUAAAAAAUGUUAUAAUUUCUACUUUUCUAGUUUCUUAUGAGUGCAUGGGCAUUUUCAGUAUAAUCCUACGUUAGAAUGGGCCGUGUUUUAUGAAAGUCAAUAUAUGGGCUUAACUGGGCUAUACUUUCUAAGUUCAAAUAAUUUGUUAUAUAUAUUUUUUUUUCCCAUCAAUUUUAUGAUCUUGC
Messenger RNA from Arabidopsis thaliana (thale cress), 810 nucleotides. RefSeq lists its product as uncharacterized. The transcript has 3 exons. NCBI's taxonomy places the organism in Eukaryota, Viridiplantae, Streptophyta, Magnoliopsida, Brassicales, Brassicaceae. The coding region runs from base 75 to 491 and encodes 138 amino acids. The record is from RefSeq and is marked reviewed.